Siniperca chuatsi (mandarin fish) is the source of this 1855-nucleotide messenger RNA. It is a transcript of the gene eif1ad, whose product is annotated as eukaryotic translation initiation factor 1A domain containing. The transcript is spliced from 5 exons. NCBI's taxonomy places the organism in Eukaryota, Metazoa, Chordata, Actinopteri, Centrarchiformes, Sinipercidae. Gene Ontology annotation, biological process: translational initiation. Gene Ontology annotation, cellular component: nucleus. Gene Ontology annotation, molecular function: RNA binding; translation initiation factor activity. The record is from RefSeq and is a predicted model, not a curated record. The coding region runs from base 463 to 990 and encodes 175 amino acids.
GUAACGUUUGGCGUUGUCGGAAAACACGAGCGCGUGUUGUAUGUGGUUCGGCUUUACUGACAAUAAUUCACCGUGUCUUACUUCUAAAGUAAUUUUUAGCUGCUGUCAAGCUGCCCAGAAACAUAUUCUGCUACGAGGAGACACAAUUACUAUUUUCUUUCUUUCAAGGUUGUCAUGUAAUCUGCUAACGUUAAUGUGGUUUAGAAUGAUGAUACGUUUUGAGAAAGCUAAUGUUAGCUUAGUCAGCUAACAGCUGAACCAGUAACAUUAGUAACUUAAGUUAAUGUUAACUGUAAGAAAACAGCUAUUUGCUUACGUUUCUAGCUAACUAGCAUAAUAAGUUGAGGGGGAGUGAAGUGUUGUCAUUCGUCCAGCCAUCGCUGAAAUCACUUCGGUAGCCAAAGUUUUAUAAACUUUGCUAAGCUAACAGCUGGCGAAGGAACCUGAAGCUCACCGUUUAUAAUGUCUCAGGCCACCAAACGCAAACACGUUGUCCAGGAGGUUCUUGGAGACUUUGUCACGCCCACAGAAAACCAGCAGAUUGUGAAGGUUAUCUGUAGCCGUGGUAACAACCUCCAUGAAACUGUCACGGCCCAAGGUGAGACUUUCCUGGUGAGCAUGCCCACCAAGUUCCGUAAGAACAUCUGGAUCAAGAGAGGUGACUAUGUGAUUGUGGAUCCCAUUGAGGAAGGAGAGAAGGUGAAAGCAGAGAUCAACUUCAUUCUCUACAAAGAUCACAUUCAGUACCUGCAAAAACAGCAGCACUGGCCAGAGGGAUUUAUGGAGGAGACGUUGGAGCAGGACAAGGCAAACAAACAGCAGGAGACGGAGAAGAAAGACGAGGAAGAGGAAGUUAGCGACUCUGAAGAUGAUGAGAGUGACCUCUUCGUAAACACCAACCGCUGUAACUACCAGUACAGCGAGAGUGAGGAGGAGGACAGUGAGGAAGAAGAUGAUGGCAAAGAGGAAAGGACAGAGAAUGGCUCCUAGUGGCAGCGCUGAGGACAUGGACAAUCGAGAGUGACAGCUGUGUGAGUGCUGCUGUUAUCACUCACUGAUUUGAAAUGAUGGUCCUCAUGCAACCGCUCCCUCUGCAGUUCUUGCAGUCUGUUGUAGAUGUUCAGUGGCAUUGUAUGGACUUCAACUUAAUGGAGCAAAAUAAGUCUUGCCGCUUAGAUUGAUUCCCGAAAAAUAACAGUAAUUCAGUUAUUUCCAAUGUCAGUUGGAUAUAUUUCUACUGCAUUUUCAGUGUCUUACUGACAAAGUAUCACAAACUGAAGCAUGUUUAUAUACUGACCUCCAGUGCAGGCAUUACUAUAUUACCAGUACAUUACAGGGUAUUCGGUAUACCCAGGCCAUACUGUACAUGUGCAGGGUAAUGUUAAUGUACAAACUGUAAUAGCUGUUAUGGCUAUUCAUCUUCCUCCAUGGGACAAAAUAAAUCUGUUAGAAACUCACAAAAAUUGCAUAACUCAAUUGUUAUAUUGUUGACAAAAUACUUUUUUGUCAUGUUUGAUUUUAGUUGCUGAUUUAGAAUGAUUGUUAGAGGAGUGCAAGGCGUGGUGAGACUUGAAACACCUUUCCAGUUUCACUGGUCCUCUGAAGGAUAUUGUUGUAACUAGCUCGACCGUUAACACCAUUUUACAAAGUGCUGACUGCCUCUGUAAUUUACUUUAUCUCAAACAUGAAAGAUCUUGUUAUAACGCUCUAGUUUCAGUUGACCUUGUGUCACGUUGUACUUAAUAGUGCCUCAUCUUUUACUGACAUUCCUUACCCAUUUACUGAUUUUGGUUUGUGUAAUGAUGAGCGUUUUGGAAAUAAAUUAAUUCUUGAGCUAUGUUUUUCAUCACUUGAA